AGUCGUGUUUUGGCAAUAUACGAGGCGCACCGUUUUUCGCCGUUAACGAUUUGUAAAUUAAACCUCGACGAACGGGGCGUAAAGGGACGCGACGCGAACGUCAUUAAAAAGAGGAAAAAGUGCGGAUUUUGAUUGAUUUUGCAUAGUUUAAAUGAUAAGGGUGGUUCGUUGCCUGCGGUGAUUCGCUGGGGAUUUUUUGAUUUUUGUUGGAAAAAUACAUUAUAACGUGACAAGAUGCCGGCCAGGGUACCAGAAACGCAAGCAGUAAACGGAUAUCGCGUCGCAGACGAUGUCGUCAUCACGGGAAUAUCAGGCAGGCUGCCUGAGAGCAACAGCAUCGAGGAGUUUAAGCAACAGCUCUUCGACGGUGUCGACUUAGUUACGGACGACGAACGCCGCUGGCCCUCGGGACUAUACGGUUUGCCUACGAGGACCGGCAAAAUCAAAGACUUGAGUCGUUUCGACGCCACCUUUUUCGGGGUACACGCGAAACAAGCGCACGUAAUGGACCCACAGCUCAGGAUGCUCUUGGAAUUGACACACGAAGCCAUGGUGGAUGCCGGAAUAAACCCGAACGAGGCCAAAGGUUCUCGUACGGGAGUCUUUAUCGGGGUCUCCGAUUCCGAGUCGAGCGAAUAUUGGACCGCCCAGGACCCGGACACGAUCAACGGCUACGGACUCACAGGCUGUUGCAGGGCGAUGUUCCCAAACCGAGUGUCUUACACGUUCGACUUCAAGGGACCCAGUUACGCGAUCGACACCGCCUGCUCCAGCUCGUUGUUCGCCUUCCAGCAGGCGGUAAACGCCAUCCAAACUGGCCAGUGCGACUCUGCGGUCGUCGGCGGUCUCAAUCUAUUGUUGAAACCGACGUCGUCGUUACAGUUCCAUAGAUUGGGCAUGUUGUCGCCUCACGGUAUGUGCAAGGCGUUCGACGCGUCCGGUAACGGAUACGUGCGCUCGGAAGCGGCGGUCGUGGUGUUCUUGCAAAAAGCGAGCAUCGCUAGAAGGGUGUACGCGACGGUGUUAGGUGCGAAAACGAACACGGACGGGAACAAGGAGCAGGGGAUCACUUUUCCGGCCGGCGCGAUGCAGAACAGGCUUAUCAGAGAGGUUUACGAGGAGAUCGGGGUCAAUCCGCACGACGUCGCUUACGUCGAGGCUCACGGUACCGGGACCAAGGUGGGCGAUCCGCAGGAGGUGAACUCGAUCGCAGACUUCUUCUGCAAGAACAGACCGACCCCGUUACUAAUCGGGUCGGUGAAGAGCAACAUGGGUCACUCGGAGCCGGCCUCGGGGCUCUGCUCGCUCGCCAAGAUCGUCAUAGCGAUGGAGAGCGGAGUGAUCCCUCAAAAUUUACACUUUCAGAGCCCCAACAAAGAUAUUCCAGCUUUGAGCGACGGCCGGCUCAAGGUCGUCGCGAAAAAUGAGCCCUGGAACGGCGGCAUCGUCGGUAUCAACUCGUUCGGGUUCGGCGGCGCCAACGCGCACAUCGUGUUAAAAUCGAACCCCAAGCCGAAACAGGCGUGGCCGCCGGGUCCUAUUCCCAGGGUGGUGGGCGUGUCCGGUCGUACGGAAGACGCAGUCAAGGGUUUCCUGAAGAAAAUCGCGCGGCACGCGGACGACGAGGAGUUUUUGGCGCUCGUCGAUCGCGUCCAUUCGAAAAACAUCAACGGACACCAUUACCGAGGUUACGCCGUCUUGAAGGACGACGUCAUCGAGGAGUCAGCUGCGGUGUCGGGAGACGGUCGUCCGAUUUGCUACGUGUUCUCGGGAAUGGGUUCUCAAUGGCCCGGCAUGGCCAAAGAUCUGAUGCGCCUCGAAAUAUUCAAAAACUCGAUCGAUAAAUGCGCGGCCGCGCUCAGACCGCACGGUCUUAACCUCGAAGACAUCAUCAUCAACGGCAACGACAAAACAUUCGACAACGUCCUGAACUCGUUCGUGUCGAUCGCCGCUAUGCAAGUGGCGCUGACCGAUAUCCUGAAAUCGAUAGGGCUCGAACCCGACCAUAUCGUCGGCCAUUCGGUCGGCGAGGUGGGAUGCGCGUACGCGGACGGUACCCUGACCGCCGAACAGGCGGUUCUCGCGGCGUACUCGAGAGGGCGCGCGAUACUCGAAAGCAAACUGCCGUUGGGCGCGAUGGCCGCGGUCGGCCUGUCGUGGGAGGACGCGAAGAAGAAGUGCCCGUCGGACAUAUUCCCCGCGUGUCACAAUAGCGAGGACUCCGUGACGGUUUCGGGACCUCCCGAUUCCAUCAAUAAGUUCGUGGCGGAACUGCAGUCCAAUGAGAUCUUCGCGAAGGCGGUCAACAGCUCCGGCACCGCGUUCCACAGCAAAUAUAUCGCCGAUGCGGGGCCCAAACUUAAGAAAGCGCUGGACGCCAUCAUCCCGAACCCAAAACCGAGGAGUUCCAGGUGGAUCUCGUCGUCGAUCCCCGAGUCGGCUUGGGGCACGCCCCUCGCUCAACAGUCCUCCGCGGCUUACCACGUGAACAAUUUACUGUCGCCGGUACUGUUUCACGAGGCGUUGCAGCACGUGCCGAAGAACGCCAUCGCCGUCGAAAUCGCGCCAACCGGCCUCCUGCAAGCGAUCCUGAAGCGGGCCCUCGGCCCUGAAGCAACCAACAUCAGUCUGGUGAAACGCGGUCACGAGGACAACAUCGCGUUCUUAAUAUCGGCGCUCGGAAAGAUUUACAUGGCCGGCGCUCAGCCCCAAUUGGGCAACAUUUACCACCCAGUUAGUUUUCCCGUCGGCAGAGGCACCCCCAUGCUUAACUCAAUGGUAGAGUGGGACCAUUCGAUCGAAUGGUCGGUCGCCAGUUUCGCCGGAAAAGGUAGCAGAUCCGGCGAGUUGGUCGUCGACGUCGACCUGAGCAAGGACCAGGACAAAUACUUGGCCGGGCACGCAAUAGACGGCAGAGUAUUGUUCCCGGCAACCGGUUACUUGACGUUGGUGUGGAAGACGUUCGCCAAACUGAGAAACGAAGACUUCGAACAGAUGCCCGUCAUUUUGGAAGACGUUCAGUUCCACAGAGCAACGAUAAUGCCCAAGGAAGGGUCUGUCAAAUUUCUCAUCAACAUCUUCGAAGGUACCGGCGAUUUUGAGUUGUGCGAAGGGGGUUCGGUGGCCGUGAGCGGCCGGAUUCGCGUACCCGAAGACGCUUCGAAGGAAACCCUGACUCUACCCGAGCUCUCACCUCCCGAAGAACCAGACGUUUUAGCGCUGGACUCGUCCGACAUCUAUAAGGAGCUCCGGUUAAGAGGAUACGAUUAUGAAGGCACGUUCAAAGGCAUAAUCGAGAGCGACAAUCGCGGUCUGAACGGCAAACUGAAGUGGGAGGGCAACUGGAUCAGCUUCAUUGACACGAUGCUCCAGUUCUCGAUCCUGGGCCAAAACACUAGAGAACUCUACCUGCCCACCCGCCUCCAACGCGCCUUCAUCGACCCCAAACAACACCUUAAAGCCAUCCAAGAGGGCGAAGGGGUGGAGGUGAACAUGUACCGUAACAUCGGGGUGAUAAAGACCGCCGGUAUUGAACUGAGGGGGAUGAAAGCGAGCUUGGCGCCUCGUCGUCAGCAGACCCAAGCGGCGCCGAAGCUGGAGAAGUACCAGUUCGUGCCUUUAGAGAACAACCAGCCGUUCGGCGAAGAUCUGGAAAAGAGCCGCUACCAUGCGCUGACCGUUCUACUACAGACCGUGCUCGAGAAUAGUUCGGGAGCGCUCAAGCUCAAAGUGACGGAAGUGGCGAGCGAUAAGCCGGCGGAGAACGUGCUGGCUCCGUUACUGACCGAAAUCCUUGAAAAGGAACCGAUGCUCUCCGUAGACGCGACCGUGGUGACCUCUAUCGCUAUAGACGCGUCAAACAAUCAGCUUGAAGCGGCCGGCGUUAAGAACGUGGUAAAAGACGUCAAGGCUUCUGCGAUCGAUACCAACGCCCACUUGGUCGUGUUGAGUGACGCCAUCGCCUACAACCAGCUUUCGCUGGUCGAGAACGCCAAAACAUCCCUCAAGGAGGGAGGGUUUGUCCUGUUGGAGGAAGCCAAAGGAGCGUUAGACGUUAAGCGACUCUCCGCUCUUGAUUUGGAGGUGGUCAGUACGCAAACCACGGGCACCAAGUCCUAUAUUUUGCUAAGACAGUCGGUGGAAGUGUCCGCGACUGCGGCCGUGAUCCAGAUAACAGAGAAGAACUUCUCGUGGGUGGAACCGUUGAAAGAGUUGAUGGAGAAGAGCGAGCAGGACGGCAGCAAGAUCUACGUGUUCGUGCAAAACGAGCCCCUGGCAGGACUGGUCGGUCUGAUCAACUGUCUGGUGCGCGAGCCCGGCGGCGGAAACAUCAGAUCCGUUUUCGUUCAGGAUCAGACCGCCCCGAAAUUCAGCUUGAACGCUUACGAGAAGCAGUUGCGCAAAGACCUCGUUCACAACGUUCUGAAAAACAAAGUGUGGGGAACUUAUAGGCACAUAGUGCUGGAGCAGCACACCGACAGCGGCGCCCUCCAGGUGGAACACGCCUACAUAAACACCCUGACGCGAGGCGAUCUCGCCAGCUUAAGAUGGAUAGAGGGACCCCUGUCUUACUAUAAGGGAGACGAUCCCGCCUCUGAGCUAUGCCACGUCUACUACGCCCCUCUCAACUUUAGAGACAUUAUGUUGGCGACGGGAAAGUUGCCUCCCGACGCGUUACCGGGCGACCUGGCCGGGCAGGACUGUAUCCUGGGUCUGGAAUUCUCCGGUAGGGAUACAGCGGGAAGGAGAGUAAUGGGCAUGGUUGCCGCGAGAAGUUUGGCCACUACCGUUCUCGCGGACCCGGGUUUCUUGUGGGAGGUGCCGGAGAAGUGGAGUCUGGAAGAGGCGGCAACUAUCCCCGUCGUAUACGGUACGAGUUACUACGCGUUAAUCGUGAGAGGAAGGAUGCAACCUGGCGAGUCGGUAUUGAUCCAUGCCGGUACCGGGGGCGUAGGUCAGGCGUCGAUCGCCAUAGCCCUCCAUAUGGGCUGCAAGGUUUUCACGACCGUGUCGAGCCAAGCGAAGAAAGAUUUCCUGAAAAAAACGUUCCCGCAGCUGACGGACGACAACAUAGGCAACUCGCGAGACACCAGCUUCGAGCAGCUCGUGUUGACGCAGACCGACGGUCGCGGUGUCGACUUGGUGUUGAACUCGCUGGCCGCGCACCAGCUCCAAGCGUCGGUGCGGUGUCUCGCGAUCGGCGGCAGGUUCCUCGAAAUCGGCAAAGUGGACUUGAGCAACAACUCGCCGCUCGGCAUGAGCGUAUUCCUCAAAAACACCACGUUCCACGGGAUCUUACUCGACGCGUUGUUCGACUCGGACAGUGCCGAAAAGAAGGAGGUUAUGCGUCUGGUUUCGGACGGUAUCGCAAGCGGCGCCGUCAAACCCCUGCCCAAGACGGUCUUUAACGAAAAUCAGGUCGAGCAGGCGUUCAGGUACAUGGCGUCCGGCAAACACAUCGGCAAGGUACUACUCAAGAUCAGGGACGAAGAGAGUAGACGAACUCAGAAGCCGACCGUGAAGACGGUGACGGCGAUACCCAGGACGUACAUGGAUCCGGAGAAGAGUUACGUGUUGGUAGGUGGACUCGGCGGCUUCGGUCUCGAAUUGGCCAAUUGGUUGGUGACGCGGGGCGCGAGGAACAUCGUGCUGACGUCGAGGAGCGGCGUGAAAACCGGCUACCAAUCGUUGUGCAUCAGACGGUGGAAGGAAAAGGGAGUCCGGGUCUUGGUGUCGACCGCGGACGCCACCACGGACAAGGGGGCAAAGCGUCUGCUGGAAGAGUCCAACGAAUUGGGACCGGUGGGCGGUAUUUUCAACUUGGCCGCGGUGCUGAGAGACAAGAUGAUGAAGAACCAGACCGAGGCCGAUUACAAGGCGGUGUGCAGGCCUAAAGUAGACGGUAGCAAGCAGCUGGACGCGGCGUCGAGGACGCUGGCGCCCAACCUCGACUACUUCGUCAAUUUCUCGUCGGUGUCGUGCGGAAGGGGCAACAUGGGUCAGUCCAACUACGGCCUCGCCAAUUCGGCAAUGGAACGUAUAGCGGAGGCGCGACAGGAGGCGGGGUUACCGGGCGUGGCGAUCCAAUGGGGCGCUAUUGGCGACGUGGGUCUCAUUUUGGAGACCAUGGGCGGGAACGAUACCGAAGUGGGCGGCACCUUACCCCAAAGGAUGCCAUCGUGCCUGAACACGAUCGACGUGUUCCUGCAACAGCCACAUGCUGUGGUCGCGAGCAUGGUGCUCGCGGAAAAGCGCAAAGCCGCCGGCGGCGCUAACCAAGUGAGCCUGAUCGACGCCGUCGCCAACAUCCUCGGCAUCAAAGAUGCGUCGACGGUGGCGCCCUCCGCCACCCUGGCCGACCUCGGUAUGGAUUCGCUUAUGGGGGCAGAGAUUAAGCAAACGCUCGAGAGGAAUUAUGAUUUGGUGCUGAGCGCCCAGGAAAUCAGAGGUUUGACGUUUGGUAAACUGGUGGAACUAGGUAGUGGGGGCGCGGCGUCCGCCGCGCCAACUGCCAAGCCCGCCGACGACCAGCUGACGUUCGAGAACACGACGGAGAUCAUGCCGAGCAAGGACCUGCUCGAGAUGCCGAGCAAAGCAAGCGACAAAAAGGCGAGGCCCGUGUUUAUCGUUCACCCUAUCGAAGGGUUCAUAGACGCGCUCAGGGUGUUAGCGAAAAACAUCGAGGCGUCGGUUUACGGGCUCCAGUGCACCGCGAGGGCUCCGCUCGACACCGUCAACCAUUUAGCGAACUACUACGUACAGCAGAUCAAAUCGGUACAGCCUAAGGGUCCCUACACGCUUAUCGGCUACUCGUUCGGCGCUUGUAUCGCCUUUGAAAUGGGUCUGAUAUUGGAAAAACUCAACGAGUCGGUCAAACUGUUGCUAAUCGACGGUUCUCCGACUUACGUCGCCACCCACACGGGCAAAGCGCGGUCCAAGAUGAAUAUAGGGGAGGUGGCGGAACAGAGCGAGGCCCUAUGCUACUUCAUCUUGCAAUUCAAAGAGGUGGACCAGCAAGCGGUUGUCGGCGAGCUGUCGAGCCUCAAAUCUCUCAAGGAUAGAGUAGCCAGGACGGUUCAGAUCCUAUCCGGCGCGGUUCCCUUCCCCGAGGAUCAAAUUAGCGCGGCCGCGCUCAGCUUUUACCAGAAAUUGAAGGCGGCCGACCAGUACAAGCCGUCCGGGAAAUUCAAGGGAGCGGUCACCUUGGUGAAAGCUAGCGACAACUACGUGCAGAUCGACGAGGACUACGGACUGUCGCAGGUGUGCCAACAAAAGGUAAAGGUAGAUUCUCUAAAAGGCAAUCACCGAAGCAUAUUGCUGAGCGGCUCCGUGGAACAAAUAGCGAACAUUUUACACCAGGACGUCCUCAAGGUGUAGGUGAAGGACCACGUGUAGACUCGUUUCCCAAAAAAAAGCACUCCAUGACAACAUUCCAUAGUUAGAUAUUUUGUUGGUUAGUUUUAUUCGUGUAAAUAUUUAAAUGGUUAGUUUUGCGUAAGUAAUUUAUUUGUAUGAAAUACGAAAUUUUUACUUUUCUUAAGUAAAACUUCUGUCGUGAUAAAUUAAUAUUACAAAUUAGGUAUUAGGUAUUAGGUAGUAGGAUUUGAAUGAGGACAUAAAAUGUUACUUUUAUUUUUAUAUGUUAAAAUUACUCUUGCGCGCGAAAACAGUGGUGGGCUUGUUGCUUAGCUCGCCAUUGUUUCGCUAGAGUAAACCAAAGAUUGUGGUUGUAUAUACUUAAAAAUG
Cylas formicarius (sweet potato weevil) is the source of this 7746-nucleotide messenger RNA. It is a transcript of the gene FASN1, whose product is annotated as fatty acid synthase. Gene Ontology annotation, molecular function: fatty acid synthase activity; 3-oxoacyl-[acyl-carrier-protein] synthase activity; oxidoreductase activity. The record is from RefSeq and is a predicted model, not a curated record. Lineage: Eukaryota; Metazoa; Arthropoda; Insecta; Coleoptera; Brentidae. The coding region runs from base 235 to 7377 and encodes 2380 amino acids. The transcript is spliced from 10 exons. Gene Ontology annotation, biological process: fatty acid biosynthetic process.